AUGAACGAAUGCUACUAUGAUAAGCGCAUGGACUUUUUCUAUAACAAGACAAACACUGACACAGUAGAUGAGUGGACAGGGCCAAAGCUUAUUGUUGUUCUGUGUUUUGGGACAUUUUUCUGCUUCUUCAUUUUCAUUUCAAAUUCAUUGGUCAUAGCAGCUGUGGUCAAGAACAAGAGAUUUCAUUUUCCCUUUUACUAUCUCCUGGCCAACUUAGCUGCUGCAGACUUUUUUGCUGGAAUUGCCUAUGUCUUCUUGAUGUUCAACACUGGCCCAGUGUCUAAGACAUUAACUGUUAACCGCUGGUUUUUGCGUCAGGGUCUUCUGGACACCAGCCUGACAGCUUCCCUGGUAAAUCUUCUUGUUAUAGCUGUUGAGCGGCACAUGUCAAUAAUGCGGAUGAAGAUCCACAGUAAUCUCACGAAGAAGAGAGUCACCUUUUUAAUUAUAUCAAUUUGGGCUAUUGCUAUUUUCAUGGGUGCUGUUCCUACCCUGGGUUGGAACUGCCUCUGUGACAUUACCGCCUGCUCAUCCCUGGCACCUAUUUACAGCAGAAGUUACCUGGUGUUCUGGAGUGUCUUAAACCUGGUCGUCUUCUUCAUUAUGGUGGUGGUUUACAUAAGAAUCUACAUGUACGUCCAGAGGAAAACUAAUGUCUUGUCGUCGCACACUAGUGGAUCCAUUAGCCGUAGGAGAACCCCUGUGAAGCUUAUGAAGACUGUCAUGACUCUUUUAGGUGCUUUUGUUGUCUGCUGGACCCCUGGCCUGGUCGUCUUACUGCUUGAUGGUCUGAACUGCACUUACUGUGGGAUUCAGAAUGUUAAAAGGUGGUUUCUUCUCCUGGCCCUGUUGAACUCUGUCAUGAAUCCAAUAAUUUAUUCAUACAAAGAUGAUGAAAUGUGGGGUACCAUGAAAAGGAUGAUUUGCUGCUCUUCUGAGGAUAAGAGCCAGGACAGACGCUCAUCGCGGAUCCCCUCGACAGUUCUCUGCAGGAGCACGGAUACUUCGGGGCACUACAUUGAAGAUGGCAUUAUUCAAGGGACAAUUUGUGGAAAAGGAGAUCUUGGUGACAAAGGAAACUCCUGA
Gymnogyps californianus (California condor) is the source of this 1086-nucleotide messenger RNA. It is a transcript of the gene LPAR3, whose product is annotated as lysophosphatidic acid receptor 3. Gene Ontology annotation, molecular function: lysophosphatidic acid receptor activity. Gene Ontology annotation, biological process: G protein-coupled receptor signaling pathway. The transcript is spliced from 2 exons. The record is from RefSeq and is a predicted model, not a curated record. NCBI's taxonomy places the organism in Eukaryota, Metazoa, Chordata, Aves, Accipitriformes, Cathartidae. Gene Ontology annotation, cellular component: membrane. The coding region runs from base 1 to 1086 and encodes 361 amino acids.